AUGGCCGCCGUGCCACCCUUGCCACGGCCGCUUUGGCCACAGCCAUUCCGAUUUCUUCGGCGCCUCGUCGAGGAAAUGGUUGAUCAAGCCGUGAGCCGAGCACAACACCGCCAGGCUCUUGCUCGGGCACCCGUGGCCGAGCUUCGUGACUUUGGUUCGAGCUGCCGGCCUACCGACCCACCGCCCUCGCUACUGCCACCAUGCCCACUCGCUCACGCUUCAUCGGGAUACUCAUCCGUUGAUGACGUCCUCUGCUGCCCCUGCCCCUUCACUCUGGCUGGUGUGGCUGUAGGCUGGGAAACGCUAGCCGACACAAGCCCCGUACUGCUAUCCGUAGACGCCCCUAGUAGCACCCUGCUCGCCUUGGUCACCACGAGUCGCCCCGAUGAGACCGCCCCGCCUCCGACCUCCCUUGAGUUGGUGGCCUGGCGCUUUGAGCCCUCCAAUACCCGUCCGCGCCUCCUCGCCCGUGUGCCGUGGUCCUCAACAACCACCGCACACCAGCACCAUGGCCUAAGUCAUGUGUCCGUCAAUGCCGAGCCCGGGAGCGAACUCGUGCUCGCCAUCACGUCCUCCCUGGGCAUUUGGAUUGCCCGCCUCGCCACGCAGACGGGAGAGUUGGCGCGCUUUCCCUCACCGCUGACCCGCCUGAUCAUCGACGGUCGACUCAAUGACACUCAGUUUGUGCGCUGCCUCUUGGCCACACACGGAGCUGCCUUUGUGACUACUGGCGAAGACCGAGCUGCCUUUGCACCUGGACACCAAGAGCUGCAGCCCUGGAUCCAGAAGCAGCCGAAAGCCUCGCGGUUGGGCCCCACCAUGGCCAUUGUAGGACCCCUCCUGCCCAGUGGCACCUCCUGGCGGCCCGUCUUCACUCACCACCCACAAUUUGCUGCGGCCCAUCGUCCCGGCCACGGUCUCGUCAAGGUCUAUGAUCUUGCAGCUGGUCGCAUUCAAGACAUCCACGCUGGUGCCGCGGUCGUGGGUACGCUGCCAGACUUUGCGAUGGCUGCUAUUGUCUCGUCUCGCCUUGACGACCAACUCUCAUGA
Messenger RNA from Monosiga brevicollis MX1, 1050 nucleotides. RefSeq lists its product as uncharacterized. The coding region runs from base 1 to 1050 and encodes 349 amino acids. NCBI's taxonomy places the organism in Eukaryota, Choanoflagellata, Craspedida, Salpingoecidae. The transcript has 2 exons. The record is from RefSeq and is a predicted model, not a curated record.